Molecule: messenger RNA, 525 nt
Organism: Metarhizium robertsii ARSEF 23
Lineage: Eukaryota; Fungi; Ascomycota; Sordariomycetes; Hypocreales; Clavicipitaceae
Exons: 2
Coding region: 1-525 (174 amino acids)
Source: RefSeq, a predicted model, not a curated record
AUGGACUUGUUCGCUGCAGGCUUCAAUGCCUGGAACCAAUUAUGCUUCGUGCCGGAAUCGGGAGAUGUUGCCGAGCCUAAAGACCUAUCGACAUUUACAAAAGUCCUUGAUGACGACUGCCUUGAACGACCUCGAGCAGGCUUAUACUACACGCUAGUCCGCGGCCGCGCCGGGUACUAUCGUGCCGGUAUCGGGGUCGAGACCGCAAGUGAUGAAGAUAUCCAGCGAAGUUACCAGGCCUGUCGCGCUGGCAACGGCCUCACUGUGAUCUUUGACGGUCCUACAUCUGCCGAAAAUACGGGUGUGAGGCUUGGGCCUAAUAAACACUUUCUAACAGUGCAUCCUUGUUAUGACGACUUUGUAUCAAAGUCCAACCCCACGAGUUGGCCAUGUAAUAGCCAGGUGCAAGAGGUGGCCUCUUUCGCCGCCGGGUUUAUAAUCCUGUAUCAAAACGGCGAGGUAGCCACGAUGGGUGAUCCGCGAUACCAGGACUGCCUUGCUAGAGAAGUUACAUCGGAUGAGUGA